This is a messenger RNA of Helianthus annuus (common sunflower), 891 nucleotides long. Its product is annotated as protein STABILIZED1. The record is from RefSeq and is a predicted model, not a curated record. The transcript has a single exon. Gene Ontology annotation, molecular function: protein binding. Gene Ontology annotation, cellular component: U4/U6 x U5 tri-snRNP complex; catalytic step 2 spliceosome. The coding region runs from base 1 to 891 and encodes 296 amino acids. Lineage: Eukaryota; Viridiplantae; Streptophyta; Magnoliopsida; Asterales; Asteraceae. Gene Ontology annotation, biological process: positive regulation of miRNA metabolic process; positive regulation of primary miRNA processing; spliceosomal tri-snRNP complex assembly.
AUGCAACCACUUGCACCGAAGAAUCGAUUAAACUUAGUCAAUACAAAGCCUCCGUCUAAUUGCGUAGCCAGUUUUAGUCGUGGUGCAACCACUCACUCAGAUAUCGGCCAUGCCCGUGUUGCGCCUGACCUUCUUGACUUUGAAUCUGUGAUGCAGAAUAUGAUGAGGAAGAUAAAGAGGCUGAUGUUGUUGAAGUCUGUGAUUCGAACAAACCCAAAGGGUUGGAUUGAAGCUGCGAGAUUAGAGGAAGAUACUGGAAAUAUUCGGAAAGCAAGAGAGUUGAUAAGAAAAGGUUGUGAAGAAUUUCCAAAGAAUGAGGAUGUAUGGAUCGAGGCAUGUCGGUUGGUGAAUCCGGAUGAAGCUAAGGGUGUUAUAGCAAAGGGUGUUAACGCGAUUCCCAGUUCGGUAAAACUUUGGAUACAGGCUGCAAGAUUGGAACAUGAUGAUUACAAUAAACGUAGGGUUUUGAGAAUGGGUCUUGAAAAGAUACCAGAUUCUGUGAGGCUAUGGAAAGCACUUGUGGAACUCGCUAAUGAGGAUGAUGCAAAGCGUUUGCUUCAGAGAGCGGUGGAAUGUUGCCCGUUGCAUGUUGAGUUAUGGCUUGCUUUAGCUCGGUUGGAAAAGUAUGAUGCGGCUAAGAAAGUGUUAAACAAGGCGAGAGAGAAGCUUCCUAAAGAACGAGCAAUUUGGAUCGCUGAAGCUAAACUGGAAGAAGCUUUUGGAAACACAUUUAUGGUUGGGAAGGUGAUCGAAAAGGGUAUUCGGGCUUUACAUAGAGAAGGGGUGGAGAUUGAUCGAGAAGCUUGGAUGAAAGAGGCUGAAGCCGCUGAAUGGGCUGGUUACGUGUGGACAUGUAAUGCUAUCAUUAGUAACACAAAGGGGUUCCAUUGA